AUGGCAGAGGUCCGCCUACAACUAGCGAUACCGUAGUACUGGUCCAUAAAUCAUGAAGGACUGUCUUCCUUCUAUAUGGUCUGGCUAGGGGUGACUAUUCCGUCCCGAGCUACAAUGCACGAACUACUUCACGGUGUCUUCAAAAUACUCUCUUCUUCAUCAACGAACUCGACAUGCCCGGCUUUUGUGACGGGCGACACCGUCUGCCUUCCCCCAAUUGAAAUUCCAUUUUAUUUCUCUCUCCGCCAAAACAUAUUCGAUGGAAUUCCAGACACCUAUGUCGCACUUGCUGCGCCAGUGCUCACUUUUUGGCUCAUGUCUCUCGUGUUCCACUGUCUUGACAUCUCCCGCUGGCGAUGGCUCGAUAAAUAUCGCAUUCACGAGUCAGAGGAGGUUGAGUCCAGAAACUUGGCAACACCUUGGGAGAUCGGACGGGCCAUCAUAUUCCAGAAUGUGAUGCAAACUCUGGUGGGUUUAGCAUGGUUGACAGAGUCGCCAGAGAUCUCGGUUAUACGGUGUCAGAGCGAGAUGGAGGGCUUGGGAAGAACGCUGGUUUUUGUCGUGCGAUAUCUCUUGGGGGAGGAGACGGGGAUCAAAAUAUUGGAGCUGCAGGGGGCUCAGAUGACCCAUUGGCUGUACUGGUGGGGAAUCCCGGCUGCGCAGAUCCUAUUUGCGCUGUUCAUCCUUGACACUUGGCAAUACUUCCUCCACCGCUUGAUGCACACAAAUCAGUAUCUCUACAAGAAGAUUCACUCCGUGCACCACAAAAUUUGCGCCCCCUAUGCCUUCGGGGCAUUUUACAGCCAUCCUCUCGAAGGCUUCCUCCUGGACACCCUAGGCAUAGCCAUCGCAGAGCGCGUCGCAUGCCUUUCAAUACGGCAGACCAUUUUCUUCUUCAUAUACGGCACAGGCAAGGGCGUCGACGAUCACUGCGGAUACAGCUUUCCAUUUGAUCCCUUCCAAUUGAUCAGCGGAAAUAACUCAGACUACCACGACAUACAUCAUCAGGCAAUCGGCAUCAAGUCAAAUUUCUCACAGCCUUUCUUCGUCCAUUGGGAUGUGCUCCUCGGUACGCGCAUGACCAGAAAAGAUAUUCAAGAACGUAGAGAGAAGCUCAAGACGACGUGAUGAAUCAACCCCGAUUUAUGGCAUACAGAGAUCUAAAGUCUGGGUUUCGCCUUCUCAAUUUUGAUUUCAAUGAAUCUUGUCGGGACCACACGAUUCGCUUACGCAAACUUAUGUCUUCCGUUGUUCUAAUUUCCUUCUUGACUAUGACCCCUGUUUCACGCACAAUAACAAAAUGCAUCAUAUUCAUACCCUGGUAGUCGGUGCUCACAAUAUUUGACCUCGGUAAGCGCAGGAAUUUUUUGUUAUCAAUA
Messenger RNA from Suillus clintonianus, 1379 nucleotides. Its product is annotated as fatty acid hydroxylase superfamily-domain-containing protein. Gene Ontology annotation, molecular function: iron ion binding; oxidoreductase activity. The transcript is spliced from 3 exons. The record is from RefSeq and is a predicted model, not a curated record. The coding region runs from base 76 to 1128 and encodes 350 amino acids. Lineage: Eukaryota; Fungi; Basidiomycota; Agaricomycetes; Boletales; Suillaceae. Gene Ontology annotation, biological process: lipid biosynthetic process.